This is a messenger RNA of Aegilops tauschii subsp. strangulata, 1581 nucleotides long. The record is from RefSeq and is a predicted model, not a curated record. Lineage: Eukaryota; Viridiplantae; Streptophyta; Magnoliopsida; Poales; Poaceae.
AUGGUCAUGAUGGUUCAUCAACGUCCGGACUAUCACAAGUUGACCGCGGCUCAAGUUGUUUCCACCUUCUCUACCCAUGUUCUUUUGGAAACCAAGUCCAAGAAAACAUUUGCAAUAGCUCAAGCAACCAAGAACUCCAAUCUUGCUUUGAAGGCCAAGAAAGUGAUAAGCCAACCCUCAAGGGAGGAAGAAGUGAGUGAAGAGAUAUGUGAGGAGGAUAAUGACACCUCGUGCCCGGCAAAUGAUUUUGCAGAAGACUUGGCUCUCUUAGUCAAGAAGUACUCCGGGACCAUGGCAAACAAAGGAAAAAAUCUUCAAGGAAAAUCUUUUGGAAGAAGGAAAUGCUACAAUUGUGAUAGCCCAAGACACUUUGUUCAUGAUUGUCCGUAUGAGAGACGUGAAGACAAGUCCGAGAAGCUUGUGCUUAAGAAGAAGAAGUUCACCAAGUUUGCAAAGAGGAAGGAUGACAAGGCUCUUGUUCAUGAAGAAUACAUGUCUGGAGAUGAAGAUGACGGUGAUGAUGAUCAAGUGGGCACGGCCGCCUUUGCCAUGCAUGCCACUACCUCCUCCUCCACCACCGCGACCUCUUCGACUCUCCAAAUGAGGACAAGCCGUUCACUCAUCGUGGAGGAUGAGUGUGAGGAGGGUGUGGAUAAUGAUGAGGAAUCCUUAAUGGCUUUCAUGAAAACUCUUCAUGGUGAAGCUCGUGCUCGUUUUGGCGAUCUCCUUAAGUCACUUGCCGAACGCGAUGACUUUAUUGAGAACGUUGAAAACCUCCUUAUAGAGGAAAAAAAGAGAGUUGAUCUCCUCGAGCAUGAACUUAAUGAAGAGAGUGUCAUGAGAGCAUCACUUGAGGAAGCCUUAUCUGCUCAUCAAAUUGACUUUGUUAAAACCAACGAUGCUUUGCAACUUGCUCUUGAGAACAAAGAUGCUCUUAACGUUAGAGUUGAAAAGCUUCUAGUUGACCAUACAGGACUUGUUGAGGAGCAUGAGUUCCUUGUGAUUAGUUCCAAGGUUGUCAAAGGUGACCUCAUUGCCCUCACCGAGUCUUAUGCCCAACUAAAAGCUACAACCAUUAAGGAUCUCACUUUCGUACCUCAUAUAGAUUUAAAUGAUGAUGCUUACUCCGCUGAAAAGAAGUCUGAGCUUCGUCGCAAGCGUGCAAAAGGAGGAUCAAAGGACUACACCAUUGCUCGUCGUCAGCCGUCUGAAGGCAUGGGUCAGGGGUCUGGGUCAGGUCAGGGCCGUGUUCGCCAUGCAGCCUCAAAGCGGCCGAUUGUUGAGGCCUCCGAUAAUUCUGAGGAAGAAUAUGACUCGCAAGAUGAUACUUUCUAUGACAACCCCAAUGUUGAUGAUGAGAUAGAAGAAGAGGAUGAUCGUGUUGAGGAAGAUGAAGAAGAGGAAGAGGUGUCUAGUCCCGAGCAAGCCAUUCCGGGUGGGCGUGACCUCCGGAAUAUGCCACUUGCCAAGUGGACCAAGCCAGAGAUCUGGGCUGAGAGAGAGCCAUCCUUAUGCAGCUGCCACUGGUAUGGGAGUGGAUCCUCGCUUCAAGAACGAGUUUCAGCAAAGGGUCUAUCAUGA